This is a messenger RNA of Suillus subalutaceus, 1638 nucleotides long. Its product is annotated as UEV domain-containing protein. Gene Ontology annotation, cellular component: ESCRT I complex. The coding region runs from base 5 to 1543 and encodes 512 amino acids. The transcript is spliced from 6 exons. The record is from RefSeq and is a predicted model, not a curated record. Gene Ontology annotation, molecular function: ubiquitin binding. Gene Ontology annotation, biological process: protein modification process; endosome to lysosome transport; protein transport. NCBI's taxonomy places the organism in Eukaryota, Fungi, Basidiomycota, Agaricomycetes, Boletales, Suillaceae.
AAGAAUGAGUACCGAAUCCCUGACCCAGAGAUGGCUACGACAGAACGUCAGCUCAUAUACUCAGAAAGACCGCGUUCUUCUUGAUUUUGAUACUGCGCUCGCCCGUUUCACAACUCUACGUCCAAAAUCAGAUGUGUACACUUACGAUGAUGGUCGAACCCAACUUCUACUAUGUCUACAUGGCGUCUUACCAAUAUCCUUUCGCGGCGCUUCAUAUAAUAUCCCGAUCGCUGUAUGGGUCACCAAAGAGUACCCCCGCCAGCCCCCAAUAGUAUAUGUUGUUCCAACCCAAGACAUGCUCGUUAGACCGAGUAACCACGUUGAUGUAAGUGGCAGAUGUAAAGUUGAAUAUAGCCAACACUGGGAAAAAAAGAGCGAGGCGUGUAAUCUAUCAGCUUUACUCGAAGCAUUGCAACAAGAGUUCUCCCGUGGUCCGCCAGUCUACGCCAAACCAAAAACAACUGUAGUUCCAUCGCCUUCCUCUUCGCCUUUACAGCUCUCAUCACCUUCGUCACCUGGCCGCGUUUCCCAAGGUGAUGAUCGACCAGCGCUUCCACCCAAACCCAGUUCAUCACCACAUUCUCUAUUACCACCGAAGCCUGUGGUGGCAGCUCCGAUUGCUUCUACUCAAUACUCUUCUACAGCGAAAUUGCUCAAUCGGCCACCACCGGCUCUACCCUCUAAUCAAUCACCUCAAAUUACAGGUCCUCCAACUUACAGCCGCCCUUCCAACUAUCAGCACACGUUCAGAAACCACAGUGACGGCACUGUGCUCCAACCACCUGUAGUACCACCACGAGGUCCCGCUCUGAUAUCGGAUCAUGACAGUCGUUGGUCCGCACCACUCGGUGGCCCAGCCAUAUCAGGUCAAUUUAAUCAAUCACGCGCCCCGAACACGCCAUCACCUCCGGUUACUUCACAAUAUCCACAGGGGCCACUGCCACAACCACCAGACUUGUGGCACAAGCCGACACUGAACCUCCUAGAUGAGGAGACUGCUGAUUCGUCACCUACUGUGCCGCAGCUUCCCACAGUAGCACCGCCACGGCCACCAAACCCAGAGUUGCUCCGCUUGCACGCCCAAGUACAUGACAAGAUCGCCUCGGAGCUUGCUUCUCUGUCUCAAAUCAUGCUUCUGGAUGACGAACGUCUGCGAGCGCAGCAAUCGGACCUUCUUGCCGGAGAACCCGCCAUCCGGGAUGAGAUGGCGCGUUUAGAAGCCGUUCGAGACGUUUGUAGUAAUGUUUCUAGCAGACUGCGGAAUACUGUUGAUCAAGGGGAGCGCAACAUCGCUGAAUUGCGCAGGAAGGGAGAUCCUGAAGUCGAUGAGUUGAUCUGUUCCACGAGCAUUGUGCACAACCAGCUGAUCAACUUGGUCGCCGAUGAUAAUGCCAUAGAAGAUACUAUCUAUCAUCUCCAUAGGGCUUUAAACACCGGACGUAUUGAUCUAGAACGUUUUUUGAGGAGUACGCGUGUACUUGCAGAAGAGCAGUUUGCAAAGAGGGCACUGAUGGAGAAGAUCCAACAGGGCAUUGCGACGUAAUCUUCUAUAGUCUACAGCUAAUUCCAGUGUUAUUUAAUCAAGGGUCCCAGAAGCUGAUAAGGAUUCUCGAUAAUGUAUUUGCCUUAUUCGUACUA